GCGACCUCUUGUUUUGCCACUUUAUCCGCCAGCGGUAGACGGGGCGGACCAUUGUCAGAGGACCCACAAGAGAUCACUGUGUGGUCACGUGUUGAUUCUUUUUACUUUCGAAUAGCGCCACCUAGCAAGACACAUUCAUCAUGGCGGCGAAUAAAGUUAACAAACAGGGGGGCCCAAGGGCUGAAAGCUACCGCUAUGCAGUCACUCCCUCUGGAGAUGAAAAGAAAAAGAAGAAGAAGAAGGGAGAGGAGAAGCUGGAUGAGCUCAAGCAGGAGUUGGAUAUGGAUGAGCACAAAAUUCCAAUUGAAGAGUUGUACGAGAGAAACGGAGCCGAUCCAAACAAUGGUCAUACGCCAGAAAGAGCCAAAGAAAUCUUAGCACGAGAUGGGCCGAAUAUGUUAACUCCGCCGAAAACGACGCCUGAAUGGGUGAAGUUUUGUAAAGUAUUGUUCACUGGGUUCUCUCUCCUACUGUGGAUUGGUGCCAUUUUGUGUUACAUUGCCUAUUCCAUCCAAGCAAGUCAAACAGAGGAUCCUCCAGGCGAUAAUUUAUACCUUGGCAUUGUCUUAACUGCUGUCGUCGUUGUAACUGGUUGUUUCUCAUACUACCAAGAGGCAAAAAGCUCACGUAUCAUGGACUCGUUCAAGAACAUGGUUCCUCAGUAUGCUAUUGUUGUACGUGGUGGUCAAAAGCUUAGCAUUCGUGCUGAGGAGCUUGUUCUAGGAGAUAUUGUAGAGGUCAAGUUUGGUGACAGAGUCCCUGCUGAUAUUAGGAUCAUCUCCGCCCAUGGCUUCAAGGUCGAUAACUCAUCUUUGACUGGAGAAUCUGAGCCACAGUCUAGAACUGCAGAAUUCACACACGAGAACCCUCUUGAGACAAGAAAUCUGGCGUUCUUUUCUACCAAUGCUGUAGAAGGAACUGCUCGUGGUAUUGUUGUCAAGAUUGGUGAUAAUUCCGUCAUGGGUCGUAUUGCCAAUUUGGCUUCUGGUCUUGAAGUGGGAGAAACUCCAAUUGCUAAAGAGAUUGCUCACUUCAUCCAUAUCAUCACUGGUGUGGCUGUGUUCCUUGGUGUGACCUUCUUCAUCAUCGCCUUCAUCCUGGGCUAUUUCUGGUUGGACGCUGUGAUCUUCUUGAUUGGUAUCAUUGUGGCUAAUGUCCCUGAAGGUCUGCUGGCUACUGUCACUGUAUGCUUAACCCUGACAGCCAAGCGUAUGGCCAAGAAAAAUUGUCUUGUCAAGAACUUGGAAGCCGUAGAAACUCUGGGAUCCACCUCAACCAUCUGCUCCGACAAGACCGGAACCUUGACCCAGAACCGUAUGACGGUUGCUCACAUGUGGUUUGAUGGAAGAAUCAUUGAGGCAGACACCAGCGAUGACCAGUCCAAUGCUUCCUACUCACGCACUGAUCCCACCUGGAUGAGCCUUGCCCGUAUUAGUAUGCUGUGUAACCGUGCUGAGUUCAAGGUUGGACAGGAAAAUGUUCCAGUUCUUAAAAGGGAAUGUAACGGUGAUGCCUCAGAGUCUGCCCUACUUAAAUGUGUUGAGCUGUCUAUUGGAAAUGUGACAGAAUUCAGACGUCGCAACAAAAAGAUUGUCGAAAUUCCAUUUAAUUCCACUAACAAAUAUCAGGUAUCUAUCCAUGAGACAGAAGACCCCAAUGACCCCAGGUAUUUGCUGGUCAUGAAAGGUGCUCCAGAGAGAAUCAUGGACCGUUGCUCUUCCAUACUUAUGCACGGAAAAGACCAGCCUUUGGACGAUAACUUUAGGGAAGCUUUCAACUCUGCAUAUUUGGAGCUUGGAGGUCUUGGAGAGAGAGUCUUGGGAUUCUGUGAUUACCUUCUACCUGCUGCUGAGUACCCACCCAACUACGUGUUUGACCCUGAAGGUCCAAACUUCCCCAUUACUGGACUUCGAUUUGUUGGUCUCAUGUCCAUGAUUGACCCUCCCAGAGCUGCUGUACCUGAUGCUGUAGGGAAAUGCAGGAGUGCUGGCAUUAAGGUUAUCAUGGUUACUGGUGACCACCCCAUCACAGCCAAGGCCAUUGCCAAAGGUGUUGGCAUCAUCUCUGAAGGAAGCAAAACUGUUGAAGACAUUGCUGCUGAGAGAGGCAUUCCAGUCGAGGAAGUUGAUCCUAGAGAGGCUAAGGCAGCAGUCAUCCAUGGUGGUGAUCUAAGGGACAUGACUCCAGCUCAGAUUGAUGAGAUUUUAAUCAACCAUAGUGAAAUUGUAUUUGCACGUACCUCACCACAGCAGAAACUUAUCAUUGUAGAGGGCUGCCAGAGACAGGGUCAAAUUGUGGCUGUUACUGGUGAUGGUGUCAAUGACUCACCUGCUCUCAAAAAAGCUGAUAUUGGUGUUGCUAUGGGUAUUGCUGGUAGUGAUGUGAGCAAACAAGCUGCAGACAUGAUUUUACUUGACGACAACUUUGCCUCCAUUGUGACUGGUGUUGAGGAGGGUAGAUUGAUCUUCGACAACUUGAAAAAGUCAAUUGCCUACACACUGACCUCCAAUAUUCCUGAGAUCUCACCAUUCUUGCUGUUCAUCCUUGCUGAUAUUCCUCUUCCUCUGGGUACCAUCACCAUCUUGUGUAUUGAUCUUGGAACUGACAUGGUCCCUGCUAUCUCUUUGGCUUAUGAACAGGCUGAACUCGACAUCAUGAAGAGAUUACCUCGUAACCCACUUAAAGAUAAACUUGUCAAUGACAGACUGAUUAGUAUGGCCUAUGGUCAGAUUGGUAUGAUCCAAGCCACUGCUGGCUUCUUCACCUAUUUUGUUAUCAUGGGUGAAAAUGGAUUUUGGAUGAGCCGUCUUCUGGGCAUUCGUAAGGAGUGGGAUUCCCUUGGUAUCAACGAUUUAGAAGAUUCCUACGGACAAGAAUGGACUUACUCUCAACGCAAGAAGCUUGAGUACACCUGCCACACAGCUUUCUUUGUGUCCAUUGUAAUUGUCCAGUGGGCUGAUUUAAUCAUCUGCAAGACCAGACGUCUUUCACUUUUCCAACAGGGAAUGAAAAAUCACCGUCUUACUUUUGGUCUGUUCUUUGAAACUGCUCUGGCUGCUUUCUUGUGCUAUUGCCCUGGACUGGACAAAGGUCUACGUAUGCAACCUCUCAGAUUCACAUGGUGGUUGGUUGCCCUCCCCUACAGUUUGGCUAUUUUCAUCUACGACGAGGUCCGCAAAUUUAUACUUAGAAGACAUCCAGGAGGUUUUGUGGAAAGAGAAACUUACUAUUAAAUUAAGUGAAGAUGAGUCACGAAAACAAUUAGUUUGCACCUGCAAUGUAGGUCAUAGGUCAUUUUUAGUGCAUAAAAAUAUGUUUGAAGUAUGUGCAAACUGACCACUAGCAAAUUUGAUGUGUUUGAAUGUAUUUUUGUAUAACAAAGUUAAGUGUGGUUAGUGAAUGUUUGAUGAAAGACUUCAGUUGUGUACAAGUAUUGCUUGAUAUUUUGAAAAUGACAUUUUAUUUUUACAUGAUUAAAAUACUUAAAAGUUAGUGAUAUUUUCCAGUUUAUUUGUAGAGUUGUGGCCCAUGUUGUCCUAUUUAAAGUGGACAGAUUUGCUUUUCUAUUAGCAGUAUGAAAUCACUACUAGGAGUGUCAAACAUCACACUAGAUAGACAUGAAUGUUGCUUUUGUUGGUGUAGAUUGUUUUUAAAAUUAUUAUCCUCGUGAUUUGGUGAUGUAACUUAUGGCUGAUCCAAGUUUCUUAAAUAGGAUGUUUUGUGUGGCCAGAUAAAAAUAUAGUUGUGUGGCCAAAGGUCAGAAAAAACAAACCAAAGAGUUUAUUUCCAGUUGACCUGAAGUCCUAAAUUGAAUUUGGAAACCAAUUUUAAUAACUGGAGCGUGCAUGUUGUUUUUUCUUGGACCAAUUUUUCUUACCUAGAAUUCAGUAGGCUUGGACAGUGUCCAAAGUUAAGGUUGGCCAAGCAGAAUCUCUGUACCUGCCCAGGUGUAGGUUUGAGGGGUGAAUCUGUCCCAUGAAAAAAAACUUCACCAUUUUGUGUAUGAUGUAAAAACUAUUUUUUAACUGUUCAAACUGUAUUAUAUUGCAAUUAGUCGUUGUGAGAAACAGAAUUUUUGAAAAUGAAAAUUCUGUUCUAUCAUUUGUUUUGUCUUGUAGUUUCAUCGAACUAUAAUCAGGAUCUUAUUUUUUUGGGAUUCAACCCCUGCCCCCCUCUACAUUUCCCCUUUUUUUAAACUAAAAAAAAUGUCCCACACAUUACCGCACAGUGUAUUUGUGUGGUUGAUUCUGGUCUAAAAUGUAAAUAUUUUUAAAGCUGCGGAACUCUAUGAGGGGUAUAUCACAUUGGUUUCCCUUUACGGCCGGGUAUUGUAUUUACAUUGUAAAUCACUAUCCCCAAUGUGGAAUGGACCAGAAUAAUGCAUUUGAAAACUUGCUGGCCUGCUGGCAAAGAAUCUUCACCGUUUUUAUUUGUUUUUAGUCAUUUGACGAAAAAAAAAGGCAUUUAUAGCUUUAUGUGUAGCUGAUAGCUUUCCUCCCAACAUUCCAAAUCUCUGUUUUUCUACCCCGUGUACUUUGAAUCUCCCAAAUCUAAUUUUUGCACUAAAACCCGAAUGGGGCAGAAAAAACUUUGUUUCGAUUUUGCUGGAGGAAACUGUGAUACAUCGUUCAUGUACUGUAGUGUUUUUUUUUAACAACUGUCAGAAGUUUUUUUUUCUCCAUUUUUUAAUGCCACUUAUUCGAAUAAAGAUCAUACUAUUCACAGUA
Molecule: messenger RNA, 4727 nt
Organism: Physella acuta
Lineage: Eukaryota; Metazoa; Mollusca; Gastropoda; Physidae
Product: sodium/potassium-transporting ATPase subunit alpha
Biological process (GO): intracellular sodium ion homeostasis; proton transmembrane transport; intracellular potassium ion homeostasis
Cellular component (GO): plasma membrane
Molecular function (GO): ATP hydrolysis activity; P-type sodium:potassium-exchanging transporter activity; ATP binding
Source: RefSeq, a predicted model, not a curated record